AUGGCCGAAUCUGCAGAGGCAAGGCCCCUCCGCGUGCUGAUUGCGGGAGCUGGGAUCGGUGGCCUCUUUGCCGCCAUCUCUCUACGUCAUGCCGGGCAUCAUGUCGAGAUUUUCGAGUCCUCCCGCUUCGCGACAGAAUUGGGCGCUGCUAUCCAUCUUCCUCCAAAUGUCCAUGGUCUGCUACGCCGCUUUGGGAUUAACCCGGAAGAAUUCAACUGCAAUGACGCCCAGUUUGUCACCGUCUACGACUCUGGAGGCAACGUUGUAAGCUCCAAGGACGUGCGAAAUCUGCGAAGCGUUUACCCUUUUUCCUGGAAGUUAAGUCAUCGCAUUGAUCUCCACGAAGCCUUGAAGCACGCGGCCGUCAGUCCAGAUGGGCCUGGGAGACCUGCUGUCAUCUACCUACGCAGCAGAGUAGUUAGCUGUGACUGUCUCGCGCCGUCAUUGACACUCGACAACGGGAAAAAUAUUACCGGGGAUCUCAUCAUCGGUGCUGAUGGUGUCCACUCGGCUCUCCGUCAAUUUGUCGCACAAGAAGAUAUUGCUCCAACACCAUCCGGAGGUAGUGCGUUUCGGUUCCUGAUUCCCGUAUCCAAAGUCGAGGAGAACCCAGAAACACGACAGCUCCUUGCGCGGCCGGGUGAGAUGCAGCUCUGGGAUGGGAUCUAUCGCAGACUAGUGAUCUAUCCUUGCCGAAACAAUACGGAGCUCAACUUCGUCUGUCUUCAUCCCGACGGAGAAAGCGAAGGAAGCACAGAGGGGUGGAAUAAUGCAGCCUCGUUGGAGCAGGUUCUCAAGGUCUAUGACGAAUUCUGCCCCGCGAUGAAGGCCCUACUGCGCAUGGUAAAUCCAGAGGAUAUAAAGCUGUGGAGGCUUCUCGACGACAAGGCCCUGGGAACCUGGAUUUCAGGAAAGAGUUGCCUCAUCGGCGAUGCUGCUCACCCUUUUCUACCGCACCAAGGACAAGGAGGUGCGCAGGCCAUCGAGGAUGGAGCGGCACUGGGGGCCCUCUUCCCCCUGGGCACAAAGCCUGCGGAAGUUGCUGCUCGUCUGCAGCUUUAUAUGAAGUGCCGGUAUGAUCGUGCCACCAUGGUCCAGGAAUACUCGCGCCUUGCUGCAUUCAAAACAAGCCCCGACGACAAAGUCGGUGGGACGUCGACGGAUCCGCUUGAAUUCUCCCGUAUCAAUUUCGGGCAUGACGCUUACGACUUUGCGGAGAACGUCUUGCUCAAGACUCGAGAGUCUGCUGCUGCUCAUCAAGGUCCUCUUACCAGGGUGUUUGGACCCUCGAGCCUGGCUAAGCCUCCUUCGACUAUGAGCGGCCAGUCCUCACUCGUGGUCUCCUUUCGCACCCGUCGAAACUACCUGGAGACAUUCCUCCCGACCUACGACUGUUCGAUCCGAGCCAUGGGAGGCUGGGCCACCGUUUCGUUGGCUUUCACCCGCCACGGCGAACAGCAUGCUAGGCUAGUCCUGUCCAUUCCCGACGCUAUGAUUGAUCCGGGUAAUCAAGAGAUUGAAACUUUUACCCCGGUCAUCUUCGACAACGAUAUCGACAGCGUCAUGUUCGGCACCGAGCAAGGACUCCCGCUGUGCUAUGCCGAUAUCCGUGAAUAUACACUGGGUGACAACCGGCUACUCACUGUCGGACGCGGCGAAGACAUCUUCAUCGGCAUUAGUGUUGUGAUGACGGCCAAGAACGAUACGCAGGUCUUCUUUUCCCAAUUUACCGAGGCAGAAAUGUCUUCCAAGUACCCUGCGCUCGCACAUGUUAUUGGGAGAAUUCAGAAGUUAGAGGUGGUGGAGGUGAUUGAGGUCGUUGGUGCUGCCGAAACCAGUGUACAGUAG
Messenger RNA from Aspergillus nomiae NRRL 13137, 1848 nucleotides. RefSeq lists its product as uncharacterized. The record is from RefSeq and is a predicted model, not a curated record. The coding region runs from base 1 to 1848 and encodes 615 amino acids. Gene Ontology annotation, molecular function: FAD binding; monooxygenase activity. The transcript is spliced from 11 exons. Lineage: Eukaryota; Fungi; Ascomycota; Eurotiomycetes; Eurotiales; Aspergillaceae.